Messenger RNA from Lemur catta (Ring-tailed lemur), 1782 nucleotides. RefSeq names its product uroplakin 1B (gene UPK1B). The transcript has 8 exons. The coding region runs from base 112 to 894 and encodes 260 amino acids. Gene Ontology annotation, cellular component: membrane. The record is from RefSeq and is a predicted model, not a curated record. NCBI's taxonomy places the organism in Eukaryota, Metazoa, Chordata, Mammalia, Primates, Lemuridae.
UUCAAAGACUUGCUGCAGGUAGAAAAGCACCUUGGGCAGGUGUGGACUGCGGAGUGGCCGGCACAGCGCCUGGAGGAGGCGGCCAGGGCUGGCUUGUGGAAAAUCCUGAAGAUGGCCAAAGAUGACUCCACCGUUCGUUGCUUCCAGGGCCUGCUGAUUUUUGGAAAUGUGAUUAUUGGUAUGUGUGGCAUCGCCCUGACCGCAGAGUGCAUCUUCUUUGUGUCUGACCAGAACAGCCUCUACCCACUGCUUGAAGCCACCAACAACGAUGACAUCUAUGGGGCUGCCUGGAUCGGCAUGUUUGUCGGCAUCUGCCUCUUCUGUCUGUCCGUUCUAGGCAUUGUAGGCAUCAUGAAGUCCAGCAGGAAAAUCCUUCUGGUGUAUUUCAUUCUGAUGUUUAUAGUAUAUGGCUUUGAAGUGGCAUCUUGUAUCACAGCAGCGACACAAAGAGACUUUUUCACACCCAACCUCUUCCUGAAGCAGAUGCUAGAGAGGUACCAAAACAACAGCCCUCCAAACAAUGACGAUCAAUGGAAAAACAAUGGAGUCACCAAAACUUGGGACAGGCUCAUGCUCCAGGACAAUUGCUGUGGUGUAAAUGGUCCAUCAGAUUGGCAAAAAUAUACGUCUGCCUUCCGGACUGAGAAUAAUGAUGCCGACUACCCCUGGCCUCGCCAGUGCUGUGUUAUGAACAAUCUUAAAGAACCUCUCAACCUAGAGGCUUGCAAACUAGGAGUGCCUGGCUAUUAUCACAGUCAGGGCUGCUAUGAACUGAUCUCUGGACCAAUGAACCGACAUGCCUGGGGGGUUGCCUGGUUUGGGUUUGCCAUUCUCUGCUGGACUUUUUGGGUUCUCCUGGGUACCAUGUUCUUCUGGAGCAGAAUUGAAUAUUAAGUGUUGCCACCAUACCUCCUUCCUCUAGUGACUCUGGAUUUGGUGCUGGAACCAGCUGUCUCCUAAUAUCCCACAUUUGCGCUCCACAGUAACACGUGCAUGUCUUACUCAAAUUGCCAGGUCAGGUGGUGUGGAGUUUCUUUAGCCUUUCAGGCUCCUGAAAUUCUCACGACUAGUACUUUUCAUCCUGGUCUAGGGUUCUGCAACAUUUUUAUAGAUUGUAGGAAAGAGAGAAUUUGGAAAGUAGAUAGUAACUUCUCCUAUCUCUGCUUAUUUUGAAUUUGGGAGUAUAAGGACUUCAAAGAAACCUGUGUUAUCACAAUAAGCUAGGACUGUGUUUUGAUAGCACAUCCCCCUGUAUUUCUCACUGUUUUCUAAAAGAAACCUUCCAAGGAUUCCCUUUAUCUCAGUAUUGUUGCAGCGGGAGGGAGGGGGGAAGUAAGGAAAAGAUUGCUGAAAUACAUCUUUUGCAUUCUAUGGUGACUCCCAUCUACAGAGACUUGGGUGAUUCUCCUGAUACCACCUUCAGAUCCUUAUAUUCUCCAGAACAAUCCUCAAUCUUGAGUUAAUAAUGGUUCAAAUUUCCUGUCACACCUUGCAGAGGGAUACCUGCUCAGUAGCCUCAAUUCUCCAUUAAUGAAAAGUGUGGAGAAUUUGGGGGACAAAGAAGGGGCUUGCUGUAUAUUUGCUCAGUCCUUGCCCUGAAUGGUCUCAACGUAAAACACCUUUCAGACAGGCGAGAAGCAAGCCAGCCAAUAGAAUGGGGAUUUUUGUUUACUGUCAAAGUAUUUCUCUUCUGAACUAUGUUUCCAUUUGUGUUCCUGAAGGAAGUUCUUAUAACUCAAUAUUUGUUUGUCUAGUCUUACAAAUAAAGAGGGCUUUAAUAUC